This is a messenger RNA of Selaginella moellendorffii, 540 nucleotides long. RefSeq lists its product as uncharacterized. The transcript is spliced from 5 exons. The record is from RefSeq and is a predicted model, not a curated record. Bases 8 to 487 code for a protein of 159 amino acids. Lineage: Eukaryota; Viridiplantae; Streptophyta; Lycopodiopsida; Selaginellales; Selaginellaceae.
GGUUGCGAUGAGCAUCGUCAGAGCGCCAAAUCGCGCGCUUGCAAUGGCGGGCGGCGCCGCUGCUCCUACGCCAGCGCAGCAGGGCCGCAUUCUUUCCCUCGUCCAGGGAUGCGCCAGGGAUCAGUCUUUCGGAGAGGGCCAGGUAGAACAGCUCAAGAAGAAGAGCGCGGAGCUCAUGUCGCAGCUGGAGCUCGCAAGAUCGGAGCUGGAAACGAAGAAAGCGCGCAAGAAAUCCGCGGAGGAGGAGCUCAAGUGCCUCGAGGUGGAGCUUAGCAGCGUGGAAGCCACGAUCCAGUCGCGACAGGCAAGGCUGGAGAGCAAGCAGCUGGAGAUUGCCGAUACGCGAUCACUGCUGGAAGAACUCAAGCGCAAGGAGGAGCAAGACAGGGACCAAUUCAUUCAAGAAUCGCUCGAGCUGAAUGCGAGCAUUCGCCAGCUCCAGGAGAGCUCGUUGCGAAUCGUGUGUGAAGCUUGUGAACGCUGCUAGCGUUACCAGGAAUUGGCAUUGGCGACUUCUAUAACAUUUUGGGUAUUCUGUUA